UUUAUCAUUGUUUUACAGUUAUAAAUUCAUUUAAUAAUAUAUUUAAUAAUUUAUUUAGUAAAAUAUAUUAAUAAUAUGUGUAUGUGUUGGUAAAAAAUUAUCUUUUUGCUACCAUCGGAUAAGCGACGAAACAACAUGAUGUUACCCUUUUAUUUUUCUUCUUAAGGGCUUUUACAAGGUGUUCCUCUGAGGCUAUGAAUCUUGCCAAACUCAUUGCUGGCUUUGCAAAUACGCUUUGGGUGUCGAAUUUUGGUACUACGGGAGGUACAAAGAUUAAGGCGCAGUAACUCAAGGGGAUUCCACCCUGAGGUAGAAUUGAUACAUAAUCAAGGUCAAAAUCAAACUUUGCAACUCCACUGCUGGAAGGAGUUUUAGGACUACUCCAGCCAUACAAACUUGCCUUGUUAGCUCUUCUUUCGUCCAUGUGAGUGUCAUAACCUAUCAACAAGGCGUUAAAUCUAUCACGAAUUCCAGUAACUGUUAUGGUUGGCGAUACUGAGUAUGGUCUUUUUGCUUCCACUUUACACCUUAUUAUUUCAUCAUCAUCAUCAUCGUCUUCAUCUUCGUCAUCUGCAAAUCCGUCAAUUAAGUCAUCAAAAUCUCUUGAAAUUCCACGUUGUGGUUUUGCUGGGAUACCGCUCAUUUGGUACUGUCCCAAUGAUGUUGUUCUAAUCGGUGGAGGUGGAGGUGCAUCUACUGGCCUCAUUACCAUUGGUCUUUGUCCUAAUGAUGUUGUUCUAAUCGGUGGCGGUGGCGGUGGUAGAUCCAUUUCUCCGUCCAUUUGGUACUGUUCUACGGAUGGAACGCUAAUUGGCGGUGGAGGUGGAGGUAGAUCCACUGGUUUUGGCGCCAUUGGUGGUCUUACAUUUAAAAAUCCUCUGCUAUGUCCUAAUCUAGGUCUACCAAUUCUAUUUGUAUUUGGUCUCCUUAUGUUUGCAUAUAUUGGUCUACUUGAUUCCGUCUCAUCACCAUAUACACCUGAAAUUUGACAAAAAAUUUAAAGAUCUGAGAAUUUUUGUGAGAAAAUUACGAAGCUGUGGAUUCCAGGGAUUUUUCUGAUUUGAAGUCAAAUU
Theileria parva strain Muguga is the source of this 1073-nucleotide messenger RNA. Its product is annotated as putative integral membrane protein. The record is from RefSeq and is a predicted model, not a curated record. The transcript has 2 exons. Bases 483 to 989 code for a protein of 168 amino acids. NCBI's taxonomy places the organism in Eukaryota, Apicomplexa, Aconoidasida, Piroplasmida, Theileriidae.